AGCCCUUACCAAUCAUUGCAAGAAACAGACAGAAGAAAAGAACACCCACCGGAGAUUCGGCCGAAGACACAAGUCCUCCUCUUCAAUGGCGAACCGCUCGUUUCCCUCCACCGCCCUUCUCGCGGUCUGCGUCGUCGUCGUAGCGGCCCUCGCUCUGGUCUCGGUCGCAGAAGCAGGCGGUCUCGACGAGGGGCAGCUGGGGUGGGCCCUGGGAUCGCGGUGCAGCGGGUCGAUAGCGGAGUGCCUGGGAGCAGAGGAGGAGUUUGAGAUGGACACGGAGUCGAACCGGAGGAUACUGGCGACGAGCAACUACAUAAGCUACGGGGCUCUGCAGAGGAACACGGUGCCGUGCUCCCAGCGUGGCGCCUCCUACUACAACUGCCGGCCGGGGGCCCAGUCCAACCCUUACUCCCGCGGCUGCAGCAAUAUCGCCAGGUGCCGCAGCUAAUUCAAUUCAGCUCACUGCCAUCAAUCUCCUCUCUCCAUCUCUCUCUCUGUUUUUUUUUUUGGAGAUUAUUUUAUUUUAUAGGGAGGGAAAUUUGAAAUUUGGGGUGUGAAUGAAAUGACAAUGGGGGUCUACCCCCGUCGGUGGUGGUGUCGUCGGAAAAUACGAGGUGGUGGUGUUGUAAUGGGAUGCAUCUGCACAAGUCUUCCUUGUCUACUUGCUUCUUCUCUCUUGUGAUUAUACAUUAACAUUACAUGGUUUCUUUCAAA
Molecule: messenger RNA, 714 nt
Organism: Punica granatum (pomegranate)
Lineage: Eukaryota; Viridiplantae; Streptophyta; Magnoliopsida; Myrtales; Lythraceae
Source: RefSeq, a predicted model, not a curated record